Messenger RNA from Malus domestica (apple), 1087 nucleotides. RefSeq names its product ras-related protein Rab7. NCBI's taxonomy places the organism in Eukaryota, Viridiplantae, Streptophyta, Magnoliopsida, Rosales, Rosaceae. The record is from RefSeq and is a predicted model, not a curated record. Gene Ontology annotation, cellular component: vacuolar membrane. Gene Ontology annotation, molecular function: GTPase activity; GTP binding.
AGUUCAAUUCGUAAGAAAGGGAAAACUAAUCUCUGAUUCCAAACGCCAAUACCAGCUCCAGGAGGAAUAUUCCUCUCUCUCAUAUUUUCUUCCUUUUUUGUUACAAAUCUCUCUGAAAGUUUCAAACACCAAAUUCGAAGUUCGAAAAUUGUCACUAAUUAUUUUAUUUUUUUCUCUUCUGGGAAAUUCUGAUUUCGAAUCUUCAAUCCUGUGAUCCAUGGCUUCUCGUAGGCGCAUGCUUCUGAAGGUCAUUAUCCUCGGUGACAGCGGGGUGGGGAAGACGUCGCUGAUGAAUCAGUAUGUGAAUCGCAAGUUUAGCAAUCAGUACAAGGCGACAAUUGGAGCCGAUUUUCUGACCAAGGAGGUUCAGUUUGAGGAUAGGUUGUUCACGCUGCAGAUUUGGGAUACUGCUGGUCAAGAAAGGUUUCAGAGUCUUGGUGUGGCUUUCUAUCGUGGUGCAGAUUGCUGUGUCCUCGUGUAUGAUGUGAAUGUCAUGAAAUCAUUUGAUAAUCUUAACAACUGGAGGGAAGAAUUUCUGAUUCAGGCCAGUCCAUCUGACCCUGAGAACUUCCCAUUUGUUGUGUUGGGAAACAAGAUUGAUGUUGAUGGCGGAAAUAGUCGAGUGGUGUCUGAAAAGAAAGCAAAGGCCUGGUGCGCUUCCAAGGGAAACAUACCGUACUUUGAGACUUCUGCAAAAGAGGGCUUCAAUGUGGAUGAUGCCUUCCAGUGCAUAGCCAAAAACGCACUGAAGAAUGAACCUGAAGAAGAAAUAUACCUUCCGGACACAAUUGACGUUGCUGGCGGAGGGAGGCAGCAAAGAUCUACUGGCUGUGAAUGUUGAGGAGUUAUCGAGUGGUUUUGCUCUUUGGAUGGCAGAAUGCAGUUCUUGUCAACGGAAUUUGGUGAUUUAAGACUCAGUAAUCUUAAAAGUUGAUGAUUAUAGGGAAUGGUUACAAAGUUUUAUUUGUAUUAGAAGUGAAUGGGAAGAGUCAAUUGUUUACUUUGCAUUGCUUUUGUUUAUAUUUAAUGAUUUUAUUUCCCUUUUAAUUUGUUUAUCUGAACGUGUAGUGGUUCUUUACUUCUUUCA